Molecule: messenger RNA, 783 nt
Organism: Endocarpon pusillum Z07020
Lineage: Eukaryota; Fungi; Ascomycota; Eurotiomycetes; Verrucariales; Verrucariaceae
Exons: 1
Coding region: 1-783 (260 amino acids)
Source: RefSeq, a predicted model, not a curated record
AUGUCUAAUGAAUCCCCUUCUCCGUCUCUAACAUCCCUCCUGUUGUCUACUUCCAGUCAGCUGUCCAAAGCAGCAACGCAGAGUGCUUUUCUCGUAGCAGCGGGUGAUGGCACUCUGACCAAAGCGAAACUUUCUGAAUGGCUAGCUCAAGAUCGACUAUAUGCCCAAGCCUAUAUUGGUUUCGUUGGUAGUCUGCUUGCUCAUGCGCAACUGCCAACUCAGCACAUUCCAUUUCCUCAGCAUGACGAUUCUGUCCACUGGCGGAUUGUGCAUACCCUGAGAGCAGCUUUGGACAAUAUUUUUCGGGAGCUGAAGUUCUUCGAGGACGUUGCAGAGAACUACGGACUUGAUCUGGAAGCGAGAAGCACGGAUGCCCCGUUCGGUCCGGCGAUAGCGACUACCAACUAUAUCAACCUAUUCGAGCGAUUUUCCUCCCCUAUCAACCCAGAUGACCCUCAUGGUGCAGACUGGGUGCUCUUAAAUGGCUUGAUCGUUCUUUGGGCAACAGAGAGAUGCUAUCUUGAAGCGUGGCAAUUUGCAGCAAGGCAGAGCGAUAUAUCAAGAGCCCCCAUUUCAGAUGCUGAUGGUGGUGCACUCAGGGAACACUUUAUACCCAACUGGACUAGUCAGGAAUUUGCUGCCUUCGUACAGCAGCUAGAGCAGCUUGUGAACGACCUCAUGGACAAAGAAAUGCUCUUUUUGACUGAAGAUGCACAAGAUGAGUGCAAAGAGCUAUGGGAGGAAGUUCUUGACAUUGAAAGACGAUUCUGGCCUGGAUUGUGA